AUGGCUUCCAACACACCACCAUCAGUCAACCCUAAUGAGGUGCCAAGUCUCCCAAUGGGCUACUCAUUCGAUGCCCUGUACAAUACUGUGCCACCACAUGCUUUUGCCCAGGACCUAUCCACCAUUGGCGGCACCGGCCACCUGUUCCCAGGAGCCACUCAACCACCGCUUCUGGGUUACGGGCCCUACCAACAAACCUGCGUUUCUGACUGGACUUUGCAAAACGUGUCAAAUGCGGCAGUCCCACCAAUUCUUGCCAGCCAGAACUUUUUCUCCGAUCUGAGGUUUGAAUUCAUGGAAGAUGUUCUACCAUUGGCCGCCGAUGCAUAUCCUGAACAUCUUCUAGAACAACAGUCAGAUCAUAAAUGGUAA
This is a messenger RNA of Aspergillus viridinutans, 372 nucleotides long. RefSeq lists its product as uncharacterized. The transcript has a single exon. Lineage: Eukaryota; Fungi; Ascomycota; Eurotiomycetes; Eurotiales; Aspergillaceae. The record is from RefSeq and is a predicted model, not a curated record. Bases 1 to 372 code for a protein of 123 amino acids.